Messenger RNA from Neltuma alba, 1708 nucleotides. Its product is annotated as myb family transcription factor PHL8-like. The transcript has 6 exons. The record is from RefSeq and is a predicted model, not a curated record. Bases 555 to 1553 code for a protein of 332 amino acids. Lineage: Eukaryota; Viridiplantae; Streptophyta; Magnoliopsida; Fabales; Fabaceae. Gene Ontology annotation, molecular function: DNA-binding transcription factor activity; DNA binding.
AGAGAAAAUUAAAAAUUCCACAGGAGCAUGGCCAUCAAGUUACAAUUUUUUUCUUCUUUUCUUUCCUAGAAAGCUUCUCAUAGAAUUAAGAAAGUUGCCUCGGGUAUUCAUUGUGGUGGGCCUACCGGUUUCAGAAGGGAAUCAAAGAGAAAACAGCAAGAUAAAAACAAACUACAUACUUUACCUUUUUCAUUUUUCUCUUCUUUUAAGACUCGAAAUUGAAUUGUGCUAUCUUUCUUUGUUUUUGUUGCGUCAGAGAGAUUCUAAUUCUAUCCCACUUCUUUCAAGUCAAAGAAGAAAGAGUAGGGGAGGGAGAAAAAUUUUAAAAAAGAGAAAGUUUUAUAAUGAAAUGGGAUAAGAGAGACGAAAGAAUAGCCAUAAUAGAUAAUGGCAUAUAUUCCCUCAACAAAACCCCACUUAUGUUUCCUGAUAUGGGGGGCACACACACAGAGAGAGAGAGAGAGAGUAGAACAUUCCAACAUCUCUAGUCUAUAAAAAGAAGUAUGGCCUCCAUAAACUGACUCAUACGUAAAAGGAUCAGAAACUAAAAGCAAAUGGAUCUGCAAAACUCGCAAAAUCGAAGUAUGCAUUUGGUUCUGUCCACUGAUGCAAAGCCUAGGCUGAAAUGGACUCCUGAGCUUCACCAACGAUUUCUUGACGCUAUUAAUCAUCUUGGAGGGGCAAAUAAGGCAACACCCAAGAGUCUUUUGAGAGUGAUGGGCAUUCCAGGGCUUACUUUGUACCACCUGAAGAGCCACUUACAGAAAUUCAGGCUUGGAAAAAACCAGCAACUAGAUAUCUGCUCUGACAAUAAACACGAAGACCACCGAGAAAUCCAGAGCAGUGUCAGUCAUUGCAAAAGAGAAAUCUGCGUUGGGACCCAUAAUCAGAUGACUGACUUGCAGAUAGCACAGGCUCUUCAAAUGCAAAUGGAAGUACAGGGGAAACUUUAUGAACAACUUGAGGUGCAGAGGCAUUUGCAGCUUCGAAUUGAAGCCCAAGGGAAGUAUUUACAAUCGGUGCUCAAGAAAGCGCAGGAAACACUUGUUGCUUAUAGUUCUUCUUCCACUUCUAAUACACAACUUGCAAAAGCUGAGCUUUCUCGACUAGUGUCCGUGAUCAACAAUGCUUGUCCAAGUUCUCCGAUCUCAGAACUGACAGAAACAAGAGGGCUGAGUUCUAAAGAUGGGAAGAGGAAGCAAAGCAGAGGGAUUAUGUGUUCACUGGAAAGUUCUCUGACAUCUUCUGAGAGCUCCAGAAUAAAGGAAGACAAGAAGCGGCCUAAGGAUGAAACAAGAGACCUUCAAAAAUCCAAUAGUACUUCUUCAGUUGAACUCCCAUUAAUCGCCAUUCGUUCAGCGGAUGAAGCAUUAAAUGGGGAUGCAAGUGAUGAAUCUAGUGGGAGAAAGAGAAGUGGAGGAGCCAAUUAUGAUGGGGAAACGUGUGCUAACAAGGAGAGAAAAAUUGGAUUGUCAGAACUGCUUGACUUGAACAGGCAAUACCAGAGUGAUAUUGAUUCAAAUUCUAAGGUUAUUGAUUUGAAUCAAUGUUAAAUGAUUCAGUUAUGGCUCUCAGGAAUCAUGAAACCAGAUGAGUUCCUGUUAUUGUAUAACACAUGCUCCAGAAAAACCUCCCCGAAGAGAUAUUAUGUUUAUAAGAUAUGUAUUUUAUAUAAUGAAAGAAAGAAAUUUAAUCUUGUAUACCGCCA